Molecule: messenger RNA, 801 nt
Organism: Dioscorea cayenensis subsp. rotundata (Guinea yam)
Lineage: Eukaryota; Viridiplantae; Streptophyta; Magnoliopsida; Dioscoreales; Dioscoreaceae
Exons: 1
Coding region: 4-567 (187 amino acids)
Source: RefSeq, a predicted model, not a curated record
AGUAUGUCUAGUCCUAAAGUUUCAAAAAUGAAGAGCAGUGCAACUACAUUCUUCAAACGAGUGUUCUCAGUGCUGGGAACAAUGGUGAAGGCCAAGUCAGCAGCAUUGAAAAGCAAAACUAAUGCACUGAAAACAAGGCUCAUCAUCUUUAGUUUGUUACAGGACAAGAGGGUGUUGAUGACUGCUAUUUCUCACAAGAUUCAUGCACUAAUGGGAGAGAAGGAGAAGGAAAAAGAGGAGAAAGAUGAUGAGGAAUGCGGAAGUGAUGGUGAGCACUCAUGCAUUGAUAAAUUAUUGAACUGUUUGUCUUGCCUUGAGAUGGAUGAGAACACUGGUGAGACAGAAUGUCUUGUUGAGCCGGAAGAAGAAGAAGAAGAGGUUGACAAUGGAGAAGGAUCAGCUGCAGACUUUGUAAGGAGUUUUCGGAAAAACGACUCGGAGUUCAACCUGGAGGAUGAGAUUGAUCAUGUUGCGGAUGUGUUCAUCAAGAGAUUUCAUAACCAGAUGAGAAUGCAAAAGCAGGAAUCAUUCAAGAGGUAUCAAGAGAUGCUGGAAAGGGGUCUCUAGGAGAUGAUCUGGACUGGCACAUGUAUAUCAAUGUAUGUGUGUGUGUGUGUUUGCAAGUUGUUGAAAAAAUUAUAAAUAUGAUUCUGGUAUUUGAUCAUCUAGGUUUAAUAGGAUCAUUGAAUUUGCUCUUUCCAUCUCUUUGUAAGGAAAUGAUUGAAGUUCUCUGAAGUAUUGAACAUGGGCAAGCAGAUAUCAAUGUCAUUCAUAGUGCAGCAGGCGAAAAGAAAGUGAAGC